This is a messenger RNA of Ogataea philodendri, 1320 nucleotides long. RefSeq lists its product as uncharacterized. The transcript has a single exon. Gene Ontology annotation, biological process: endosomal transport; vacuole organization. Bases 1 to 1320 code for a protein of 439 amino acids. Gene Ontology annotation, molecular function: ATP hydrolysis activity; ATP binding. The record is from RefSeq and is a predicted model, not a curated record. Lineage: Eukaryota; Fungi; Ascomycota; Pichiomycetes; Pichiales; Pichiaceae.
AUGUCGAGUGCGAGCGAGUUUCUUGAUAAGGGAGUGGAAUUGGUGAAGAAGGCCAUCGAGGCAGACAGUGCGAGCAAGUAUGAUGAGGCUUAUAGAUUGUAUUACAACGGACUGGACUAUCUGAUGCUGGCAUUGAAAUACGAGAAGAAUCCCAAAUCUAAAGAGACAAUAAGGUCCAAGUUCACAGAGUAUCUUUCGCGGGCGGAACAGUUGAAGGAGUAUCUGGACAAGAAACAGCAGCAGGAUCAGACGGGAGAGGCAAGCGCGACGUCCGGGUCUGUGAAGGCAAAGAAGACCAAUGGUGCAGAGGACGACGAUAACGAUAGUGACACCAAGAAGCUCCGUGGAGCUCUUGCCAGUUCGAUUUUGAGCGAGAAACCGAACGUGCCAUGGAGCGACAUUGCUGGUUUGGAGCCAGCUAAGGAUGCCUUGAAAGAAGCGGUCAUUUUGCCGGUCAAGUUCCCGCAUCUUUUCAGAGGCAAAAGAAAACCCGUUUCUGGAAUUUUGCUAUAUGGACCACCAGGUACGGGUAAGUCGUAUCUGGCCAAGGCUGUCGCGACGGAGGCCAAUUCGACUUUCUUUUCUGUUUCGUCGUCGGAUCUGGUUAGCAAGUGGAUGGGAGAGUCUGAAAGAUUGGUGAAGCAGCUUUUUACAAUGGCCAGAGAGCAAAAACCUGCCAUUAUCUUCAUCGACGAGGUGGACGCAUUGUGUGGACCAAGAGGCGAGGGUGAAUCUGAGGCAUCACGGAGAAUCAAGACAGAACUGCUUGUGCAGAUGAACGGAGUCGGCAAUGACUCAGACGGUGUUUUAGUGCUGGGUGCCACCAACAUCCCAUGGCAGCUCGAUGCGGCUAUCCGUAGACGUUUCGAGCGGAGAAUCUACAUUGCUUUGCCCGACCCAGAGGCCAGAGUGGUGAUGUUCAAGUUGAACAUUGGCGAUACCCCAUGUUCGCUCACUUCGCAAGACUACCAUACAUUGGCACAAAUGACAGACGGAUACUCAGGACAUGAUAUCAGUGUCGUUGUGAAGGAUGCGUUGAUGCAACCGAUUAGAAAGAUCCAGAUGGCUACUCAUUUCAAGAAAGUUGUCUCUACAGACGAAGAAGGCCAGGAAGUCGUCCAGUACACUCCAUGUUCGCCUGGAGACAGCAAAGCCGUGGAGAUGAGCUGGCUGGACCUGAACGGCGAGGAGCUGAAGGAGCCCGAGCUCGGAAUCAAGGACUUCAUCAAGGCCAUCAAGACCAACAAGCGCACGGUCAACCAACAAGACCUUGACAAGUUUGUGGAGUUCACCAAUGAUUUUGGCUCGGAGGGAAAUUAG